Messenger RNA from Besnoitia besnoiti, 1662 nucleotides. RefSeq lists its product as uncharacterized. The record is from RefSeq and is a predicted model, not a curated record. Bases 1 to 1662 code for a protein of 553 amino acids. Lineage: Eukaryota; Apicomplexa; Conoidasida; Eucoccidiorida; Sarcocystidae. Gene Ontology annotation, molecular function: RNA methyltransferase activity; RNA binding. Gene Ontology annotation, biological process: RNA processing. The transcript has 4 exons.
AUGCCCUUAACUCGCGUUGCACCCCUGGAUACUCUUCUACGUUUUUUUGGAUUUCCCGUCAAGGGCCGGACUCGUUCCUUUCAGCGCACAUCCUCAACUGCGGCGCAGCAGGCCCUCGCAAGGCCCGAGCGGCUUCACUUCCAUGAUUCCCGUCUAAACAGUUCAGGAACCCGACCAAAAGAAACGUGGCAGCUUUUAUAUCGUCGUCCGCUUCGCCCUCUGGAUGCUAUUUGUCGCUGUGCUCUCCUGUCUCGCCUAUUUUCUUCUGUGACGCCCUCGCGUGGCCCCGCCGGCAGCGGGGCGGGCCCUCGAGCAUCUGUAGGUGAAGUAUCACGUGAUAAACGGCUUAAUGAAGAAGCCAAGCUUCGAGCUUUCGCUCCUUUGGCGUCCUCUGACGGGGCCGGAUCCGAGGCUCCUAGGAGAACUCUGUCAGAUGUCACGGCAUCUCCAAGCGCCGCGGAGCACGAACGUCGCCUGCGUAGGCGCAUUCAAGCAAGCGGUCGAAGGCCAAGCGAGAUACGUCGUCUACAGGAUGUGCUUGUGACACAUUUGCUGUCUGUCGCUGGGAAUCCUUCGUAUAGGUUGUCGAGACAGAGCGUCAUCGUCAGCGGCGUAUCCUUGAUAAACGAGCUGCGGAAGUCAUUCCACUGCAAACGACUCAUCGUCAGCAGGCAUUCGAAGCGCCCUAAACCAGAAGAGUGUGCAGAUGCUGCUGAAAAAAGCGAUCUUCUCAAGGCAGGAGCGUCUGGAGGGCGUUGCCUAGGUCGACUGUCUAGUGAUGAAAAUACUGUGCAGAUAACGGCUAACUGCUCAGCAGAGACCCAUUUUGCGAGCGAUCGGAUUGUUCGCAAACUUUCCGGUCUGCAUUCGUACGACGGUGGCUGUGUUGCGGAAAUGCGGUACCCUCCGCCCGCAGCGACUUUCGGUGAUGUCAAACUGCUGCUGUGUCUCGGCCGUCCUCCUAGCUCUUUUUACGAGAACAGUGUGGCUGGAGGGGCGGCCAAGGGCCCCGAGGAGGAAUGUGGCAACGACCAGCAAUCCGCACUGGGCACAGUCGGCACAAUUCUUCGAUCUGCAGCCGCAUUGCAGUGGCAAGGCGUCUGGCUUUUACCUCAUUGCCCGGACAUUUUCAGCCCUCUCGGCAUUCGAGCUUCGCAGGGGGCUCUGUUCUGGCUGCCAUACCGAAAGGGAACGUGGGACGAGUUUCUCAACUUCGCAGCCGAACAGCAGUUACUCAUCUGUGUACCUCAUCGCUCUGGAAUAGAUGUUCACUCCGGAGAGCUACUGCGUCAAGGUUACAAGGGUAUAUGUCUGUUGAUUGACGACACUGCCUUCCAAGCUGCUGAAUGCGUUGUUCAGCAGCGUAGUAGGAAUGAGAUGAAUGCGGUGGGGGGCCACACUGCCCCAUUAUUAGAGGUCAGCGACCGCCUGGAAGGCUCCGUAGGAGGUGGAAAGAAGAAACUCCCUAUGCUUUCGCGUCACCACCAACUCAUUUCGCUGCCACCGGUUGGACUUCGAGGUAGCGAAAACGAGCGUGCUGAUGGUGUGAAUUUCAUGCACCCUGUUUCGUCAACUACAAUUAUGAUGUAUCAGCUGAAGCAUACGCAUUUUCCUGAUACAGCGUCAUCGGCGUUUCUAUUCUGUAAAAACAGAGGAUCAUAG